UUUCGUAAUCAGCUGUUAUUAUUGUUUUUUUUUUUUUUGUGGAAUGUGACAUGAACAAAGAUAUAUAAAGAAUGUAAUGAAAUUGAUAUUAGACGUAAUAGUGAAUAGUAAUAUCUCGUAGUGAUGUGUAAUUAUAAACUGUGAUGGAUUUGUACAAGUAUUAUUUGCAACAGGGUGUUUGGGACAUUCUGGAUUUGCUGUAUAAAGAAAUAGGCGAUCCACUUGUUGAAGAAAGUAUCGAAAAAUUAAUAUGGGAAUAUUGCUUUGGGUCUCUAAACUUAAGGUCUCCCACCCAGCUGGUUGGAAGUCCAUGGCAGCAAAGAUGGCUCGCAGCAAACGUUCUGAGUUCCUCCAAACUGUUAGCUGGCACAGACGUAAAUGUUCUUAAACGAGAAAUAGAGUUCCAGCAAGUUCUGGACAGUUUAGUCUGUUCAGAUACCCCACAGUCAGUAGUGCAGGAGCUGCGAGAGCUACACGGCAAGGUCCAGCUGGCGGACCGGGAGAGGCAGCCGGUCGACAUCCUCUCCCCGGGGAGCCGCGACUUCCUGCUCCGGGGCCUGCUCAGGAGCCCUGCGGCCGCCCAUGCCGCGACCAGCCAGCUGCUCUGCCUGUGGAGCCCGCACUUCGCCGACACGGACGCCCAGAUUCAGGACCUGUGCGAGGAGGCUCUCUGGGCGUGCCUGCGGCAGAUAGAAGAGCAGGGUCGCCAAGGUGAGGACCACGGGAGAGCUGCCAGCGAGACACAGCCGGUGGACACGCUUCUCUGCCUGCUGUCAGUCCUGCAGGCGGGCGAAGCGAGGCUCCGGGACCUGGGCGACCGGCUCUGCCCCCGGCUGAGGUCCCUGUGCGGCGCCGGCCUCGUCGAGGAGCGCUGGCUGCACCUGGGACUCCUCUCGAGGGGCGAGCUGGGCCUCCUGAGGGCGCUCACGGUCCUGGAGGACGAGGCCCGCUCCCGGGACUACGCGGGGACGGACCCCGCUGUGCUCGAGGCCGUCUGCCGCCGCAUCGGGGAGGGGCACCUGGAGGAGCUGUUCUACAGGACCGUGGGCACCCGGCGGCACUGGGUCGAGGACCUGGCGGUGAUGUGCAGCGCCCUGAUGAUAGCCGGCAAGGGAGACGUGGUCGACGCGUGCUUGUCGCAGCCGGGGCUGUCCACGCUGUGGCCAAUCGUGCUGCUGCACACGUGGAGGGAGUUCGGAUCCAGCGGCGGGAUACUCGCCGUGCUGGACGUGCUCAUCGCGAGAUGCAAGUUGGUGCUCUUCCUGCAGGGGGACGCCGGCGACCCGGCGCUUGAGCGGCUGGCGACCGCGCUGGAGGACCAGGUUGACGUUGUGCGCUGGUGCAGGCGGCACGGCGGCGCGCCGGGCGCGAGCGACGGCAGCUUGCUGGAGCUGGCCAAGGACCACAGCGCCCUGGAGGUCCUCAGGAGGACCGCCGACUUGGCGGCACUGGACGAGACCGAAGUUAGGGAGCUGCUCGUCACCAGCGGCUAUUCUCGAGGUGGUGUGAUCGAACCUUCCUCCAACAUUCCAAACUGGCAAGUGAUUACUUUCGAUGGGUUCUGUAUAAUGAUGCAUGCGUUCACCAUCAUACAGUCAGGAAUGGAAUUCGAAAAAAUUCGGAAAAAAUUGUCAAGGAAUUGUGAUUGGUUUUCCACGUGUGAUGACAUGUUGAAACUGUUGAAUCCUGUGUUGUCAGCAAUUUUAUUUCGUUACUAUCCUCAAGUUCACCAAAGUGGCACAAUGAACACAGAAGAUAACAUUAAAUGCUUGCAGCAAAAUUACGAUGAGAAAGUUGUAAAAACUUUAGAAACCAUGCAACAGAUGAUCUGCAAACUUUUUCCACUUAAUUUCAGAGUGGAAAUACUGGAGAACAUUUUCUCCCUGUUGUUCCUGAGAUUCGAAGAUCUCCGGAACGAGAGCUCGUCGGAGAGCGGGAGCGACAGCGGGGAAGUGGAGGCGGCGGGGAAGGACGACCCGGUCCCGUCGGGACCCCCGUGGACGGCGAAUGAGCUCGGGGACGUGUUCAGGGACGUGGCGGGCCCGUCCGCCUCGCUGAGCGACAUACCUCUGAUCAAGGCCAGCGUCUCCGAGUCGCGGUACUCGGGCUCGCGUGAGCAGCUCGCCGCCGACGCCCGGCCGUCGGACGUGCGGCCGCCGGAAGCGUCUGACGCCGGCCGCGGCAGGGGCGGGCGGGCGCGGGAGCCGCUCGACCGGAGGAGGAAGUCCGCGACAUUGGGCAACUCGUCCAAGAGCACCAGCGACAGCAGCUGCGCGACGACCAGCCAGGGGUUCGUGUGCGGCAGGUUGGUCGUCCGCGACCUGGUCCACUGCCUCAAGGCCUGCCUCCUGGACACCAGCGCGUCGCUGUACGGCUCCCGAUCGCACGAGGACCCGGCUGAGGAUUCCCGAGACGUCCAGUCGUCCGUCAGGCCCGAGGAACUUCAGAAAAGACUGAACAGGUUAAUCCAGUACGUGAGUGAAGCCGCGUGGCGCCUGGAACUGCUGACGGACUCGCAGUUCGCGAGCAGCUACGGCACGUACUCCGACUGCAAGGCGAGCCUCGCGAGGGAGAGCGUGUGGGCGUACCAGGGCGAGACGAGCUCCAGCGAGAGCGACGAGGAGGCGGCGGCCGGCGGCGGGGGAGCGCGCGGCGGCCGGGCCAAGCGCGGGGCCACCCAGGACCUGGAGAGGUCCAGCAGCUCUGGCGGUCUCUCUCUCGCCGCAGGCGGGGGCCCCAGUUCCAACAGCCAUCGCAAGAUGAAGUGGUCGAAGAGGCACUACCAACCUGCCCCGCUUCCGCACUCGCACGGGAACAUCAUCAGGCUGAUGCUGUCCUCGCAGUCAAGCCUCGCGAUCCGCUGCUUGACGCAAGGCGACCACGUCAAAGCGAGGGAUGUCAUUCAGAAGUUUGACGUAGAAGGUAACUCCCUCGUUGCUGAAGUCAAGUUCACGGAGGCGUAUCAGAACCUCAGGAAUCGGCUUGAGGCGUGCUGCGCUGUUAAGGACCAGAGCUCCUAUGGCAGCUGUGGGCAGUCGUCCGGAUCAUCUUUACCGUACAAGAAGAGUAUCGAGAAUGUGGCUUCUGGAGUUGUACAGUCAUCAUCAUUAGCAAGUCAGCUAGAAAACUUUCUUUCUGUUGUUCCACUGCCAAAUUUGCACAGCACAAAUUUGCAAGAGCAAGACGGUGGCCCCAGCCUUGACGGCGCUAGCGACGACGCGCGGGCGGUAAUCGCGGUGGAUCUGGCGCUGACGCUCGGCAACAGCUACCAGCAGUCCGUCAGCCUGCUGGACGUCGCGUGCAGGCAUUGCCCCGAGCUCCAAGGCGGUGACGGUCCCGGCAGGAGGAAGAAGAAGACCCUGUCCGGCCGCCUCGGGUUCGCCCGCGACGCGAUAGGCCUGCUGAAGGAGGUGAACGCGGAGGAGAGGGAUCCCGGGGCCGGGGUCCUCCCCGCCGACGUGUCCCUGCGCGACCUGCUCCUGAGCGCCCAGUACCCCUUGGCCCUGAAGCCUCUCCGGGGCGUGCUGUUGUUCUGGAGCGACCUGGACUCUGCGAGCCGGGACCUAGCGGCCGCCUUGGCCAUCGAGGACGAGAGACGGCGGACGGAAGACCCGGAGCCCGCCAGCGAAGUCGCCCUGAAGAACGUGUACGGCGCGAAGGUGAACGCGUGUUUCAGGACGCUGCUGAAAGUGUCGCAGCGGAAUGUUCUGACGGCAGGAGGAGAGGGGAAUGCUUCAUCUCAUUUGCCAAAUUUAUAUCUGUAUCUGAAGCUGCUUACAACACUGUGGGUUCAGCAUUGUCCCACAGUCUCAGACAGCCACGCGCCGGCGACGUACUUCGACGUCUUGGAGGACUCUGUGACGAGGUUCGUGGGGCGCCUGGUGUUCGAGUACGGGGUGCCGCCGGCGCAGCUGGAGCCGGUUGCGACCCGGCUCAACCUCAACCUCGUCCACGAGGUCGUGCGAAACUGCUGCCCCCGCGUGCCCUCCGCUCUGCCCCCCGCGGCUGCGACGACCGGCCGCGCCGCCGGGGACUGGGGCAGGAUCGCGCUCAACCGGCCGGGACAGGCUUCUAACGGAGGUACGAGACACCCGGAAACUUGUGUUAAAGUUUUGCUGACGUCCGUGAUAGAUACGUUACGCAAAUAUUCAAGUCCGGGAUGGACAUUGUCGUCACAGCAGCAGUUCGCCUCUGCAUCGGAAGAUCCCGAGCUGACGAAGUUACUGGCGGAGACGGGCGAAUUGGCGACGGCCGAUACGAAGAUGCUGACCUCCGCGGACGAGACGCUGUCUUUUCUCAUAAACCUGCGGAACCUGCUGUGGCUGCACAGCGUCGUCGGACCGGAGGCCAGGCACCUCGGCGACGGCGCCGCGGAGGGAAGGCACUUGCAGUGCGGGGGGACGGCGGGCGUCCUCUCCCCGUGCCCGCUGGAGCAGCUGGCGACCAUGAAGUGCGUCGGCUACGACGUCGGCGGGCUGGGCUUCGUGUCCUUGUACGACCUGCAGGUGUUGUUGCUGGGGAAGGAGCUGGCCCACUCCGCUUCCCUCCCGGACUGUGCGGGCGGGGAGAAUCCCACUCUGGGAAAGCUGAAUGUGUUCAGUGACCCGAGGAUCGUGUUCUCCCUCGCGUACGGGCAAGCCGACUCACCCAAAGUGCAGGUGAUGGGCAGUGAUAACGUGGACGCACAACUCAAUGCGCACAUGGCAGAGUACCUGGAUCAUUUCGUCUGUGUGGAGGAGAUCAACGGCAUCAAGCAGCUCACGAUAUCCUUGCUGGUGCAGCGCUAUCACGAACACGUCCUCUUGAACCAGGACCCGGAGAGCUACUCGGCAGUGCUGGACACGCCGGACGUUGCCGACACCAGCAGCCUCCACCGGUGGGAGAAGCUGCUGGUGCUGCUGGAGUUCCUGAAGGACAACACGACCGGCCGGACGCGCGAGCAGCUGUGCGAGCUGGCGGACUUGCGGUGCGGGGACGUGGUGGUGUCGGUGGGGGACUACCCCGGGUCCGGAGUGAUGUUGGGCUACGGCGGCGGAGGAGCCCCCGCUCCGGAGGGAGACGACGCCGACGGCGACGCCUGGCGGGGCCAGGUGCUGUCGGACCCCGUGCUGCAGUUCCUGGAGCGCCGGUGCCGGCCGCUGGCGGCCCUCGCGCGGAGGCUGCACGGCCGGGAGGGGGCAGGCGAGCACCCCUGCCUGGACCGGCUGCUCUCCGCCGGCGACGACGACGCCCUGCUCGCCUGGCCGCCGGCCGGCCGGCUGUGGGGGCGGCUCGGGGGCCUGGCGGAGGCCCGCGACUGGGCGGGCUGCGUCCGGGCGCUCCGGGCGCUCCCGCCGGCCCGCCUGCUGGCCGACACCAAGCUGCAGGCUCUCCUCGACGCCGUCCUGUGCGGGCUGGCGGCGAGCGUUCCCAGCACAGAGAGCCCGUGCCCGUGGCAGUACUGCCGGCAGAUCGGGAACACCGGCGUGCGGGCCCGGUGCGUGCUGGGCAACAUGUCCAAGUGGCCGGUGGACGUGUGCGCGGACUCCCUCCUCGCGCUGGCCGAAGGACCGCCGGGCAGCUUGCCCCCCUGGCUGCGGUCCGAAGUCGACGGCACGCUGCGGAGGAUCCUCGUCUACCGGAAGAUUCUAACUGGUUAUCAGUUCCCCAAGAUCAGUUCGUGGUAUGAGCUGAGUUAUUUCUCAUCUUGUGAUCCGGGCCUAGUCAUAGAGCAUCUCAUCCAGUCUGAGCUGUGUUUGGAGUGGGCGGAACUGCACGACAUUCCCAGCAGAAUGCCACAGCUCAUUGACUACAGGUACAUAGCACUGCUGUUGAAACGGAAUGCGGCUGAAGCUGUCAAGCUGCUUGAAUCGCUGCCGGAAGAAAGGGCCGUAGCGAUAUGCAACAAGCUCGUGGAAGAACUGAAGGACCUGCCCGGCCUGAAGACGGUCGCGGACGUGCUGCUGGGGAGACGCGGAGACCUGCUCCCGGCGGAGGCUGCAGUGAAGCUCCGGGAACUGCUGGUCGGGGUCCGGAUGCUGUCGGCCCUGCCCGCGGAGGAGCGGGAGCGGCACGCCGACCUCGCCGGGUGGCCGCACCUCGUGCUGGAGGAGCUGCUCAUGAACACCCGGCUGGAGGCGCUGGGGGCGGCGCUCUCGGCCUCGGCCGGCCCCCGGGCCGAGCUGCCCCCCGGGUCCCCCGUCUCCCCGGCCUCCGUCGACGACCUGCUGCGGCGGUACGCGGCCAGGGCCCUGGAGACGGGCGGCGGGGGGGCGGCGGCGCGCGCCCGGGCGACAAGCGGGGCCGACUCCCGGGAGGACCGCCUGCUCGCGUCGCUGGCGGGGGACGACUCGGGUGGUUUCGGCGACGCCUUCGUCAUGCCCGACAGGGUCCCGGCCAAGAGAGAGUGGAUGCGAGAUGACGAGGUGAUGCAGUGCAAGUGCUGUGAUGCGGUGUUCACGAUGUUCAACCGUCGCCACCAUUGCCGUCGAUGCGGCCGCGUCGUGUGUGCGGCCUGCUCCACUCGCAAGAUGCAGGUGGUCGGGUACGGGAGCGUGGCGGUGCGGGCCUGUGACAAGUGCUACGAGCGGACGCAGCUCUCGGACCAACUGCCCGUCAGCAGCCUGCCGGAGAGCGUGCUUCAGCUCGAGCUGCAGGCCGCCCGGAGCCCCGAGCAGCUGUGGAGGCUCUCCGCCGACGAGGCCCACAACUGGGUGGUGCGGGACGAGUUCUGCUUCGAGCACGCCCCCAGCGUGUCUCUGUGCCUGGCCAUCCUCCGGCUGCACUCGGACGACCUCGCGUACGCCAGGUUCUUGCUGAACGCCUGCAGAUCCUUGAUGCAGCAACUGUGGACAGACGUGGCCAAGCGUGCUUCCAUGAAGAUGUGUAGCAGCGAUCUGGACUUCAGCCUCAUCAUUAAAAUGGUCAGGUCGCUGGCGACGGCUGCGAAGGUCAACUUCUCGCAGCCGAGCAGCGUGGACGAGUGCUGCGGCCUGCUGGACGAGACGGACCUGCUGGCAGUCCUCGUGGAGCACGGCUGCACCCGGCUCCUGCCCCCCGAGGGCCUGGGCAGCCCCGGCGGGCUGCGCAAGGUGCGGGACCGGCUGGUGGAGGAGGAGCUGUGGCUGCCCGCCAUCGACGUCUCGACCCGGACCGGCCUGGACCGCGGCGGGGUGUGGGCCGCCUGGGGCAAGGCCUGCCUGCGGGCGGGCCGCUGGGGGCAGGCCCGGGACAAGUUCGCCCGCUGCCUGGGCGGGGCGGGGUCCCGGCCCUCGCGGGACCCGCCCCUGCUCGCCGACGUGCUGGAGAUCCUGGAGGCGGGGGCCCACGCCACGGACGAUGGGGGCGGCGGGGGCGGGGGCGGCGGCGGGGGAGUUGUGUCCUCCCCCGUGAUCCUGCACACCCUGUCCAGUCUGAAGGACGUCGCCCAGGGGAGGUACCCGGACGAGAGUCCCGCCGGCAACGCAGUCGUGAUCGGCCCCGGGAUGGAGCCGCUCCGCUACGCAGAGUGCCAGUACUACCUCGACGCGUACGGCAGCCACGCCGGGAUCCUCAGGUUCUACGUGGGCCACGACGACUUGCGCGCGGCCCUGAGGCACGCCCUGGCGAGCGAGGUCGACCCGGACGUCUUCUACGAGCAGGUCUACCUGGCCUGCUUGCGGCUGGAACAGCUGUCGGAGCUCCACUACGAGCUGACCGCCGUCGACCCUCACCUCGCCAAGUGGAAGGUGUACCUGAAGCAUGUGUGCCUUCAACUGGAGAGGCAGAAGCUGUUGAACGUGCUGUACCAGCUGCAGCUGUUCAUGAAGGACUACGUGCGGGCCGCCAUGACCUGCAUCCGCUUCUACCUGGGAGGGGCGAGGAGCUACAGCGACCUCGCGGCCAACCAGGAGUCGCUGCGCGACGCCAAGAAGCACCUCGAGGCGAAUCUGGACAGCCGGAACACGACAGCGGACAGCUCGCAGAUGGCCAUGAGGCUGGAGCCGCGGGAGCUGAAUCGCCACAUCGGCACCAUCGUCCGCCAGCUGGAGGUGACGAAGUUCCUCCGCGACUGCGAGCGGGAGGGCCGGCCCGUGCCGCAGCUGACGGCGCAGGUCUGCAAGGGCGCCCGGGUGCCGACGCUGUUCGGCAACGCCGCGGAAAGGAUCCAGCUGGCGGUGCUGGUCAUUCUGAGCGCGAGGAAUCUCGAGGAAGGUUUCGGGAUCGCGUUCAGGAUAAUCCAGGACUACCAUUUGAACCCGGAGCGCGUCUACUGUCUGGCCGGGCGGGAGCUGGCGAGCGACGGCCGAACGGGCGGCAUCGAGCAGCUGAUCGGCUGCGUGUCGGGCUCGGGCCUCCCGGCGCCCGCGGGCUUGUGCGACGAGGUGCUGGCCUCGUGCGUCCGGGUCCUGGCUGAGAGGCCCGGCCUGGAUGCGGACGCGCUCGGCCGGCUCGUGAAGCUGAUGAAAGAUGUGGGGAACAAGAUUUCUGCUUACAUAACCUGUCGGCAGUUGAAGUCUGCCUACUUGCUGGCAGUCAAGCACAACAGGCUGAGCGACAUCCGUCGAAUUCUCCACGAAGCAGAGCGUUUGGGUCAGACCAAGAUAAAACAGAUAUGUCUCAAACGACUGGCUCUACAUCCUGAGGUCUGAAUUGUCUUAUUGUCUGCAGCAGUUGUGUACCCUGUGAUAUUUGCCUUGAUGUGAGAUAUUAGUCACAAUAUAGUUGUAAAUAUUUUUUUAUACGUACAUAUGCAUUAGAAACUCGUCAAUGUGAUAUUCACUGGAGAGUCAAUAUUUUAAAAAUAAUGGUGCCAUAUUUUAAUGAACUACAACAGUCCAAUUUUGCUUGAGUUUGUAAAAUGAAACCCAAAUACAUAUAAAAAUUACCAUCAAAAAAAAAAAAAGUUAGUGUGUUUCAAUACUCGCCAGAGGUGUGGAACGUAUAACCUCGGUUAACGAGCAAAUUCAUGUGUUCUCAUGUUGCAAAUACACUUAUGAUAGGAAACUCUGACCAAAAUUUAAUGUAGAAUUCUUCAAAAUAUUGCAGUGUGUGAAAAGUAAAAUAAAAUUUUUGUUUUCAACUACAUUUUGUGACCUGUUUCCACACCAGCCGUAAGAAUUCAUUGUCGUAGCAGCUGCAUCGACUAUCGAAUCAUUGGAUUUGCAGAGGAAAAUGUUUAACUAUACAGUGAAACAGCUCUGAUCAAAGUGAAAGACUCAAUAAAAUACUAAACCCCAGCUUUGAACCUGGUCUUCGACAAGAAAUUUUAUUAAAAUACUGCCCACCUUGUUGAAAUUCAUCAAACAGUUAAUAGUAUGGCUUUGUGAACUUUGGUUUUCACCAUCUUCCACAGAUGGCAGCACCGUGGUUACGCUUUUCCAUUUCAUUCACUAUAUUACUCCUGCCAAAUAGUCGUAUACAGAGAGCUGAGAUGUUACACAUAAAAAAAUUAAAAUUGUUUUCACAAGGCUGGUUCCUUAUCUUCAGUAGGUCAUAAUAGCAUAACCUUCCAGUCAUUUUUUAUCAUUUCAUAACUGCUUCGUGUCUGUUGUUUCCUGUCAGUACCUUCAUCUUGUACUUCAGUAUUCCCACAUUUCUGUUUGUUUUAAAGGAUUCUGGUCUCCUCAGUUCUCAAAUUCAUCUUGUACUUCAGUCUUCCCACAUUUCUUUUUGUUUUAAAGGCAUUCUGGUCUUCUCAGUUCUCUUUGUGUGAUCAAACCAGUCUCAACAUUUUAUCUCCGUAGUCUCCUCCAGUAAUUUAACCUUUAGUGUACCUGCAAUCUCUUUAUUUCUUAGUCUACCUCUUCUUUGUAACUUAAUUUUUUUUUUAUUCCUCUUAAGAAUCUCAUCUCUUUCGCCUGCAAACUGCUUAAAUACUUUGUUACACCUGUGUUUCUGCUCCAUAUGCCAUGUAGCAUUGGUUAAUAAAAAAACUUGCAGGUUCUUCGGCUGGUGUCACACUACACUAUGGGUUUCUGCUGCUGCUGCGGCUAAAACAUCAGAGCGUUUUCUUGGCUGAAUAUUUUCUUAACAGCUUUUCUUAUAGUGCUUAAUGCAGGUAUCAGAAUCGGAACAUGUAAACAAGUGAUCUAAAAGAAACUGGUACCCGCCGGUGUUCAUCCGCAAAGUGUAACACCGGCCUUACGUAUUUACUUUUUUUUUUUUGCUUAAUUUUAAGUAUUUCAUCACCAUACCCUGCCUUAAACUUUCUCUUCCCUUUGGUAAUCAUCUUCCUUCUGAUAUUAAUAAAAAUAGAGUCCUAUGUUCAUUUUUUUUCAUUCAUUUUUUUGCUCUUUUCCAGGUGCAUGUAUAGUCAAUAAUUGUAUGUAGUAGUAACUUUGUCUAUUUACCUAAGUUAAUACUAUCAACUAUUGUGAAAUUCCUUGUUUUACACCUUUUCUGUUUUAUAUUCCCUAUACUCUGACACAUUAUAAAAAAUAGUUAAUGAAAGUUUUUAAUGUUCUCCUCUAUUUUUUUUUUUAAAAUCCAUUUUCAUAACCAUGCACAAGUUUAAUGUUAGAAGUUAGUUUUUUUUUUAACCAAAUUGCAUGUAAAAAAAUAGGUGAACAACUCAAGCAUGUAGAAUUAAAUAUGUUUUCAAAUGUUAUGUAAAUAAUUUUUAUACUUAAAAUAUAUUACUAACCUAUUAAUAAUAACUAGGGGGAUCUAGUGUACAUUUUAAAUUUUAUUAAUCAUAGUAUUAACUUUUUAUAGCCUGUUAAUAUUUACGUAUGAGAGUACUCUAUAAAAUUGGGAAAUUUGUUACUCAGUUGAAAAUUUUGUUUUUCAGUCUCAUCAUCAUCUGAGUACACAAUUUUUAGUACAGUAUUCUAGUUGGCUAAUUCAUACUAGAAAUAAUUUGGAAGUAUAAAAUACUUACAAUUAAUUAGUGAGUUGUCUCUAAAACAUGAAAGUGUUGGAUUGUGUCUUUGUUAUUGAUUUAUAAUGUGUUUAUGUAAUUGUUGCACGUGAUGUUACUUGUGUGAUUUUUUUGUUGUUAUGUUUGCUGUUUUUAAAACACAAGAUAUUUAACAGUCUGGUCACCAACCCAUUUAACGUAAGGGGAUGAAGUUUCGAUAACUGUUGGUGCUACUGUAUCACUCCUUAGGCAAAUUCCACCAUGUUGGAAAAAAAAAAAAUGCAGUGAAACAUUUUUUAUUAAUAUUUUUUAAUAGUUGUUUAUAAAUAUGAUCAGAUGAAAUAAAUCCAGUAUAAUUCUAUACAAGAAAAAAGUUAUUUUGACAAUAUUUAACACUUAUUUUGAUUACUAAAAGUUAAAUAAUAAUACAAAGUACUUUUCUGUUGAAUAAUCUGCUGCUUGUAUUUUUAUUUGUUCCAUAUUUGGACAAACAAUACAUUACUUGGAGGUAAACACUAAUCAAAUUAUGUAAAAGUAAAGAGGGUGAAAAAAUUUAAUUAUAGAAAACAAUCUGUGGAUGUUUUGAUAGAAUCCUUGCAAUUAGGUAAAAAAUAUAUAAAGAUUUUCACUAUCUAAUUUAUAUGACCCUUUGGCCAUGUCUGUCUUCAGCAGAGAAAUAUAUUAUAAUUUAGUAUUCAAAAAAUGCAGUUGAUUAUUUAAUGAGUACUUAUUAAAAUACUACUCAUAUAUUCUAAGAUAUUAAUUUAAAUUAUAUGGUGUACAGAACAAUUUUAAUCUAAAUUUAUUGCCUAAUGUAAUUAAAAUGUUAAAUUAAAUAAAUAAUGAAUUCAAUGUUGGCCAAAAUAGCUUCGUAAAUAAAUUUUUUUAAAUACCAAUUUUAAAAAGGAUUACUAUCGUGGACUUUUUGGUAGGCCUUUGUAAGAUCUACAAUUCUAUAGUAAAUUAAUGUGAUGUGUUAGGCGUAAACUAUGUAAGCACCCUAAAAGCACCUUUUUACGACUUGAUAUCAAACCAUUGAGAUGUCCCUAUUAUCUUUAUAUUUAAUAUGAAUGUAUUAUGUAUAUAAACCUUCUGAAAGAAAUUUUCUGACAGUGAAAACACACAAAAAUUAAUUAUGUAGUUUAAAAGUAAGCGAAGAGAUUGACAGAUAGCAACUUGAUUAAAUAGUUUUUUAUUUCUACAUUUUUUUUCUCUCCAUAGAAUUGUAAAGUAAUUUAUUGCAUCUAAUCACCAAAAUAACUUUGGUAACAACAUAUAGCGAAAGAUAUUUAAUGCAUAAUUCCAUGUUUAUGCACCAAUCAAGCAUGUUUAAAUUUGUUCAGUUGAGAUCUGAUCUUAGGCACCAGGUAGCACUGUUGUGCUGGGUUGAGUUUUCAUUUCAGUAUGUAUUUACGUUUUUUUUUUUAGCAGUGUACAAUUCCAUAAUGAUUUUUUUUAAGACCAAUGCUCAUCUAUAUUUUGUGUUUCUAUAGAACAGCCUACCAAAAAUAAAUGACAUGGUACUGUAAUUUUUUUUUGUUAGUCACAUUAAAAUGGGUUGAAAUGAAAGACUGUAUAGGCUCAUCGUGUUCAACACUGGCCAAGUGGCAUCUUAAACCCAAUCUCUCCCCCUCCAUUACAAUCUAUGGUUGCUUUAAGAUUAUACUUAUGUAUAUACUCUGAAUGUAUCUGUGAUAAUGUAUAUACAUACAUACUUUUUUUUUUAAAUGUAUUUAAAUGAAACAGGUUGAAAUAAAUCAUUAAGAAGAA
Bacillus rossius redtenbacheri is the source of this 12589-nucleotide messenger RNA. It is a transcript of the gene Sptz, whose product is annotated as zinc finger FYVE domain-containing protein 26. Gene Ontology annotation, molecular function: metal ion binding; phosphatidylinositol-3-phosphate binding. The record is from RefSeq and is a predicted model, not a curated record. Gene Ontology annotation, biological process: mitotic cytokinesis; double-strand break repair via homologous recombination; regulation of cytokinesis. Gene Ontology annotation, cellular component: lysosomal membrane; midbody; centrosome. Bases 144 to 8609 code for a protein of 2821 amino acids. Lineage: Eukaryota; Metazoa; Arthropoda; Insecta; Phasmatodea; Bacillidae. The transcript is spliced from 33 exons.